GGCGACAAGCAAUAUCAAAUCUCAAUCCUAACCCGACCACGUAUUCUUCUAGGGACUGUAGUAGGUGGUGGUUGUCCGUCAUUCAGGAGUACAAACACGGAGACCGGGUUAUCAUGGACGCUAUCAGCGACGGUAAUCACUUUGUCAAGGAUCAAUAACUGCGAAGGUGGUAAGGUUCCUGCAGAUUGACCAGGGCCCCUCAAUGAGCCGCCACUUUCUUCUACGAGCUCCCGGCAGAGUCGCUGGCCAGUCUGGGCCAUGGGCUGCCAACAUACGCUCAAAUCACACUGACUCGCGACAACGUCUCAGCAACUUCUGGAUUCCUACGGUCAACGUGCAGAAGCAGGAUGCAGCUCCAGACGCCACACAAUUGCUCACUCGAGCAGGCUACUUGCGACAAGCAUAUGCGGGCAUCUUCCAAAUGCUCCCGCUCGGUCUACGCGUCCAAGAGAAGCUGGAAGGUUUGAUCGACAAGCAUAUGCGAUCUGCGAAAGCUUCCAAGGUCUCGCUAUCGUCCCUCACCUCCAAAGCAGUAUGGCAACAAUCAGGGCGGUGGAAACCUGGCGCCGAGUUCUUCGCGUUCAAGGACCGGAGGGACUCCGAGUGGCUCCUGGCUCCCACCCAUGAAGAAGAAAUCACCACACUCGUCGCCGAGGUGGUGCAGAAUCGUCAACAACUCCCAGUACGGCUGUAUCAAAUCAGCCGAAAAUAUCGAGAUGAGAAAAGGCCACGAGGUGGACUCCUGCGAGGUCGCGAGUUCCUCAUGAAAGACCUCUACACUUUCGACGCCACCCCUCAAGAGGCUCACAAGACGUACGAUGAAAUCAGAUCUGCAUACCGUAAUUUCCUCGACGAGCUCACUGUCCCUUAUACCGAAGCCAGGGCCGAAUCAGGGGACAUGGGCGGCAACCUCAGUCAUGAAUACCACUUUCCCAAUACGGCCGGCGAAGACAUUGUCAUAACCUGCACAGACUGCGACUACGCUCGCAACGAAGAGUUCGUCUCGCAGCGGUCGUAUCCACCACAGCCCAUCACUGAAGCUCCUUCUCCAACAACAAAUGCUGAACCAUUCCUCCAAGAAGACUUACUUAGCCUGAACGAACGCAGUCUGAUCCGCGCCAUAGCACCACAGGUAUCAUCCAAGCAAUCUGCUCCACAGAUUCUGAACUCUUACGCAAUAAAAGCUGCCUUGAAAGGUAUCGUCGACAUCGACUCUGGCCUCGAAGACCCACUACACUUCUUCGAAGGAAUUGUAGCAACCAGCGCAAACGGAAACUCCUCCAACAAGCCAUCAAUAUACUACCUCCUCGACUCACGUGUCGACCCACAAUCCGUUACCCACCUCAUCGCCAACGACAUGGCACUGUUCUCCCCAGCAAAAGUGAAUUUCUACACGAUCAGUGCGCCAGAAAAUGGGAUUAACCUUCUUAAACUCCAAAAUGGGGACCCCUGUCCCGAGUGCCACAAAGGCACCCUGAAACUCGAUAAAGCCAUUGAAAUAGCCCACACCUUCCACCUCGGCACCCGGUACAGCUCGAAACUCGGUCUCGCCGUCCGCCACACUGGCAGUAAAGACCCUAUCCCCGUCGAAAUGGGCUGCCAUGGCAUCGGCGUCUCUCGGCUCAUCGCAGCAGUCGCAUCAUGUCUGUCUGACGAAGCGGGUCUGAACUGGCCUCGGGUCAUCGCACCCUUCGAAGCAGUAGUCGUCGUCCAGACAUCAAAACCCGAGCGUAUGCAAGCUGCGGAAAAGAUCUACGACGAGCUCGCCGGGGCUGGCUCAUCGGGCUCCAAUACCGCAGUCGACGUCAUCCUAGACGACCGGCCCGACCAAGGACUUGGUUGGAAGCUAAAGGACGCAGAUAUGAUCGGAUAUCCUGUGAUCAUCGUCGUCGGCAAAUCUUUCGACCAAGGCAAAGUCGAAGUCCAAUGUCGACGACUCAAGGUCAAGCAGGAUGUCGAUAUCGACGGUGUAGCACAAUUUGUGCAUUCUCUACUCAAACAAUUGUAAAAUACCUGUUCGACAGUGAAAUCAUGUACAUCACAUACCUCACCCAAAAAGGAGGACUGGAAUUCUGCCUCACCGCACAAAGUCGCGCACACAGAAAAUUACCGCUCAUCAAAUACCCAUAGAGACUACAAGUGAGAAUUCCAAAAAGCCACAGAUCGAACAGAGCGCAAGCAAAAAGGGCA
Messenger RNA from Exophiala viscosa, 2190 nucleotides. Its product is annotated as prolyl-tRNA synthetase. The transcript has a single exon. The record is from RefSeq and is a predicted model, not a curated record. Gene Ontology annotation, biological process: prolyl-tRNA aminoacylation. Gene Ontology annotation, molecular function: ATP binding; proline-tRNA ligase activity. Gene Ontology annotation, cellular component: cytoplasm; mitochondrion. The coding region runs from base 203 to 2008 and encodes 601 amino acids. Lineage: Eukaryota; Fungi; Ascomycota; Eurotiomycetes; Chaetothyriales; Herpotrichiellaceae.